Molecule: messenger RNA, 1730 nt
Organism: Symphalangus syndactylus (siamang)
Lineage: Eukaryota; Metazoa; Chordata; Mammalia; Primates; Hylobatidae
Gene: CD74
Product: CD74 molecule
Biological process (GO): protein trimerization; positive regulation of type 2 immune response; positive regulation of macrophage cytokine production
Cellular component (GO): cell surface; membrane; cytoplasm
Molecular function (GO): MHC class II protein binding; cytokine receptor activity; macrophage migration inhibitory factor binding
Source: RefSeq, a predicted model, not a curated record
CAGCCUUUGUAGCUUUCACUUCCACAUCUACCAAGUGGGCGGAGUGGCCUCCUGUGGACGAAUCAGAUUCCUCUCCAGCACCAGCUUUAAGAGGUGAGCCAGGGGUUCAGGGUCCCAGAUGCACAGGAGGAGCAGCAGGAGCUGUCGGGAAGAUCAGAAGCCAAUCAUGGAUGACCAGCGCGACCUUAUCUCCAACAAUGAGCAACUGCCCAUGCUGGGCCGGCGCCCUGGAGCCCCGGAGAGCAAGUGCAGCCGCGGAGCCCUGUACACAGGCUUUUCCAUCCUGGUGACUCUGCUCCUGGCUGGCCAGGCCACCACCGCCUACUUCCUGUACCAGCAGCAGGGCCGGCUGGACAAACUGACAGUCACCUCCCAGAACCUGCAGCUGGAGAACCUGCGCAUGAAGCUUCCCAAGCCUCCCAAGCCUGUGAGCAAGAUGCGCAUGGCCACCCCGCUGCUGAUGCAGGCGCUGCCCAUGGGAGCCCUGCCCCGGGGGCCCAUGCAGAAUGCCACCAAGUAUGGCAACAUGACAGAGGACCAUGUAAUGCACCUGCUCCAGAAUGCUGACCCCCUGAAAGUGUACCCGCCGCUGAAGGGGAGUUUCCCGGAGAACCUGAGACACCUUAAGAACACCAUGGAGACCAUAGACUGGAAGGUCUUUGAGAGCUGGAUGCACCAUUGGCUCCUGUUUGAAAUGAGCAGGCACUCCUUGGAGCAAAAGCCCACCGAGGCUCCACCGAAAGAGUCACUGGAACUGGAGGACCCGUCUUCUGGGCUGGGUGUGACCAAGCAGGAUCUGGGCCCAGGUAAGGGCCUUGCACAGGGGCAUCUGGUCACCAGCAGCUCAUCCCCAGCAGGGCCAGCUCCUUUGUGGGCAGGUGAAGGAGUGUGACGCUGGGCCACUCUCCAACAUUCCUGGGAUGUCCAUUUCACAGACGAAGGAACAGGGUUGGGGGGCUGUGGGGAGUUACACAAAUCCAUGAUGGUCAUUAUUGGACCUGAGCAGGGGGCAGGGGAGGGUGGACAGUCCUCAACUGCUCUGCAGGUCCAGGAUAUUAGAAAGGGGCAGGGACAACAAAUGGGUGACUCCAACCUCAACCUGCUGCUUCUCUCUCCAGUCCCCAUGUGAGAGCAGCAGAGGCGGUCUUCAACAUCCUGCUGGCCCCGCACAGCUACAGCUUUCUUGCUCCCUUCAGCCCCUAGCCCCUCCCCCAUCUCCCACCCUGUACCUCAUCCCAUGAGACCCUGGUGCCUGGCUCUUUCGUCACCCUUGGACAUGACAAACCAAGUCGGAACAGCAGAUAACAAUGCAGCAAGGCCCUGCUGCCCAAUCUCCCUCUGUCAACAGGGGCGUGAGGUCCCAGGAGGUGGCCAAAAGCUAGACGGAUCCCCGUUCCUGACAUCACAGCAGCCUCCAACAAGAGGCUCCGAGAUCUAGGCUCAUGGACGAGAUGGGAAGGCACAGGGAGAAGAGAUAACCCUACACCCAGACCCCAGGCUGGACAGGCUGACUGUCCUCUCCCCUCUGGCCUUUGGCCUUGGCUUUUCUAGCCUAUUUACCUGCAGGCUGAGCCACUCUCUUCCCUUUCCCCAGCAUCACUCCCCAAGGAAGAGCCAAGAUUUUCCACCCAUAAUCCUUUCUGCCGACCCCUAGUUCCCUCUGCUCAGCCAAGCUUGUUAUCAGCUCACAGGGCCAUGGUUCAUGUUAGAAUAAAAGGUAGUAAUUACAA